AUGUUCAGCAGAAUCAGAGAGUCGCGAGCUGUCUUGCCAGACGUUAAACUUGUUGCCCUCAGUGCUACAUUAUCAAAGACAGCUCAGAGGGAUGUUGCCAAACUACUUUUAAUGAGAAAUAUGAAAGUGGUCGCAUCCCAGCCUACCCGUGAAAACAUUUCAUUAGUUGUCAUGCAAAGACCCCCACUAGGUUCGAACAUUUCCUCAAAGGACACGUAUGACUAUGUUUUCCUGCCAUUAUUGAAUGAGUUGAAAUUGAAGGGUCAGAAGUUUCCACUGACAAUUGUGUAUUGCAGUGGAAGCAUUGAUUGGGUUGGAUAUGGUUUUGAAGUAUCUUCAAAAAUUCUUGGUACCGACAUGCAUGUUGGUAAUAAAAGUCCUGAGAAUCAGCGUGUGCUUAAAGAUAUUAUCUUUAAAAACCUUUCUAAGCCUCCUUGUGAGUCUCCACUAAAAUUAGUGUUUGCUACAAUAGCCUUGGCAAUGGGGGCAUAUCUGCAACAUGAAGAGCGGGUCAUACAUGUUGGAUCACCAAUGAAUAUGGAAGCCUAUAUACAGCAAGUUGGCCGAGCUGGCAGAAAUGGGAAGCAAUGUACUGCAGUGAUAUUCUUCAAUAAUUCUGAUUUAGGACGCCAAGGUGCUAGUAAAUCUGUGAAGGAUUUUUGUAAAAAUGACUCUGAAUGUCAUAAAACUGUUAUAAAUGCCUAUUUCGGCUUUACUUGCAAUGACAGCAUGGCCACUGAAAGGCCUUUAUGUUGUGAUGUCUGUAAUGAAGAACUUAAAAGUGAAUGGCAUUACGAGACACCCAUGGAUGAGAGGAAAAAUGUGUUUUAA
Saccostrea cuccullata (small rock oyster) is the source of this 831-nucleotide messenger RNA. RefSeq lists its product as uncharacterized. Gene Ontology annotation, cellular component: nucleus; chromosome; cytoplasm. Gene Ontology annotation, molecular function: four-way junction helicase activity; 3'-5' DNA helicase activity. Gene Ontology annotation, biological process: double-strand break repair via homologous recombination. The transcript has 3 exons. NCBI's taxonomy places the organism in Eukaryota, Metazoa, Mollusca, Bivalvia, Ostreida, Ostreidae. The record is from RefSeq and is a predicted model, not a curated record. Bases 1 to 831 code for a protein of 276 amino acids.